AUGGACAGCAAAAAUGUCGUCGUUUGCGACAACGGAACCGGAUAUUUGAAGUGUGGUUUUGCCGGUGAGAAUUUUCCUACCUCCGUUUUUCCUUGUGUUGUGGGGAGGCCAAUGCUCCGAUACGAAGAAUCACUUACCGAGCAAGAGUUAAAGGAUAUUGUUGUUGGCGAGGGAUGUGCAGACCUGCGACAUCAGCUUGAUAUAUCUUAUCCUGUGACGAAUGGAAUUGUCCAAAACUGGGAUGACAUGUGUCAUGUGUGGGAUCAUGCAUUUUACAACGAAUUAAAAAUUAAUCCUCAAGACUGUAAGAUUCUACUUACUGAUCCGCCUCUUAAUCCCUCAAAGAAUCGUGAAAUAAUGGUCGAGACAAUGUUUGAGAAGUACAAUUUUGCUGGAGUGUUUAUCCAAAUCCAAGCUGUUCUAACAUUAUAUGCUCAAGGUUUGCUGACUGGAUUAGUUAUAGACUCGGGAGAUGGUGUCACUCAUGUGGUCCCAGUGGUUGACGGAUAUUCAUUCCCUCAUUUGACAAAACGAAUGAAUGUAGCUGGCCGGCAUAUAACUGCCUAUCUCGUUGAUUUGCUUUCAAGGAGGGGAUAUGCAGUGAAUAGGACUGCUGAUUUUGAGACUGUUAGGGAAAUCAAAGAGAAGCUAUGCUAUAUAGGCUAUGACUACAAGAGGGAAUAUCAGUUGGGGCUUGAAACUACUAUCCUUGUUAAGAACUAUACUCUUCCAGAUGGAAGAGUCAUUAAAGUAGGCACCGAAAGGUUCCAGGCUCCUGAGGCUCUUUUCACACCGGAACUUAUAGAUGUUGAAGGCGAUGGAAUGGCUGACAUGGUGUUUCGUUGCAUUCAAGAAAUGGAUAUUGACAACCGGAUGAUGCUUUAUCAACACAUAGUUUUAAGUGGAGGGAGCACCAUGUAUCCUGGAUUACCAAGCCGAUUGGAAAAAGAAAUACUUGAUCGUUAUCUUGAUGUUGUUUUGAAGGGCAACAAAGAUGGAUUGAAGAAAUUGCGACUAAGAAUUGAGGACCCGCCACGUAGGAAACACAUGGUGUACCUUGGAGGUGCUGUCCUUGCAGGAAUAAUGAAGGAUGCGCCAGAGUUUUGGAUUAACAGGGAAGAUUAUCUAGAAGAAGGAAUUGCUUGCCUGAGUAGGUGUGGCCAAGCUUGA
Molecule: messenger RNA, 1170 nt
Organism: Lathyrus sativus (Indian pea)
Lineage: Eukaryota; Viridiplantae; Streptophyta; Magnoliopsida; Fabales; Fabaceae
Source: the annotation of a GenBank genome assembly